UGAUAUAUCCGAUGAGACCAAAAAUAUGAUGAUGAGCAUUAUGGGCACAGUAUGUGAUACCAGUGCUCCACUAUCGGCCGACAAACAGCAAUUGCUCAGCGAUUGUGAAUCAGACGUACCCCGAGUGUUUAAGUUUGUUUAUCACCGAUGCAUUAAACACACAAUGGAUGUGUCCGAGAUUGAUCAGCCGUUCCCAUGUUACAAGCUUAUGCCGGGUAAUGAUAAGUUGAAGGAGUGUAUGGAUAAGUGGGCGCGAAGGGCCUCUUGGGUUGGCAUAGAUGUGCCGGCUCUCAGGGCUCGUGUUAUAACUAAUUAUGCCGCUUCUUAA
Messenger RNA from Oppiella nova, 328 nucleotides. The record is from the annotation of a GenBank genome assembly. NCBI's taxonomy places the organism in Eukaryota, Metazoa, Arthropoda, Arachnida, Sarcoptiformes, Oppiidae.